Molecule: messenger RNA, 1176 nt
Organism: Melampsora larici-populina 98AG31
Lineage: Eukaryota; Fungi; Basidiomycota; Pucciniomycetes; Pucciniales; Melampsoraceae
Exons: 6
Coding region: 1-1176 (391 amino acids)
Biological process (GO): mitochondrial tRNA threonylcarbamoyladenosine modification
Cellular component (GO): mitochondrion
Source: RefSeq, a predicted model, not a curated record
AUGUCAAUUCGACUCACCCGACUCAGACUCAACUCAGCUCAUCCUUUCAAAAGCUUCACUAGACCAUAUACUCUCGGGAUACCAUCGAUCAAAACUAACGAUAUCAUUCGAAUCCUAGCCAUCGAAUCGUCUUGUGAUGACUCUUGCGCAGCGAUCAUCGACUCAAAUCGAACCAUUCAUUCUAACAUUAUCAUCUCUCAAGCAAAAGUACACGCUGUCUACCAAGGAAUCCAUCCAUACCAUGCCAUAAACGCUCAUCAACUCAACAUCCCUAUCGCAAUUCGCGAAGCGAUUAAAGAAGCUAAAAUUCCUUUAGAAGAGAUAGACGCAAUAGCUUAUACACGUGGUCCUGGUAUAGCCGGAUGCCUUGCAGUUGGAGCCACAGCUGCCAAGACUUUAUCUGUUGCUUUCUCUAAACCUCUCAUUUCAGUUCAUCAUAUGCAAGCACAUACUCUUACACCUUUCCUUACCGAAUCUGAACCAAUUCGAUUUCCAUUCUUAAGUUUAUUAGUUUCAGGUGGUCAUACUCUUUUAAUUCUUGUUAAAUCGACUUUCGAAUUUAAAAUCUUGGCACAAACAGUUGAUGAAUCAAUCGGUUCAACAAUUGAUAAAGUUACACGUGAUUUACUGGGUCAUUCAGGUGGAGGACCAGCUCUCGAAGCGUUCAUCAACGAACCCAACCUUGAUCCAUCACCGAGCAAACCCGAACCACCUCUCCCAGUAGCCCAACGUACGGGACCUGAUACGUUUUCUUUCUGUGGUCUACGUACAGCUACAGUGAGAAGAAUCUCUGAUCCGAUCUCAAUUGAUGUUAAAAGAGAAAUCGGUAAAGCGUUUCUAGAAGCUGCUAUAGCUCAAUUAGAGCGUAAGGUUCGAUAUUGGAUUCAAGAAUUAAAGUCUCAAGACAUACAAAUCUCAGGACUGGUGUUAAGUGGUGGAGUAGCUAGUAAUACAAUGCUUAGAAAUCGAAUGAAAGAUAUGUUGAAAGAAGUGGAUCCUGGUUUAAACUUUAUGGUUCCACCAAAAGAGUUGUGUCGAGAUAAUGCAGCAAUGAUAGGUUGGACUGGAUUAGAUAAACUUUCGAGAGGUAAGAUUACGAAAAAACCGGCAGAGCCAGAUGACCUCCAAACAGAUGAGGAACCCAACAGCGAGGAAGGGGAUGAUGGUGAGCAUUAA